Messenger RNA from Odontomachus brunneus, 1698 nucleotides. It is a transcript of the gene Rpn5, whose product is annotated as 26S proteasome non-ATPase regulatory subunit 12. Gene Ontology annotation, cellular component: cytoplasm; nuclear proteasome complex; proteasome regulatory particle, lid subcomplex. The record is from RefSeq and is a predicted model, not a curated record. The transcript is spliced from 8 exons. Bases 197 to 1558 code for a protein of 453 amino acids. NCBI's taxonomy places the organism in Eukaryota, Metazoa, Arthropoda, Insecta, Hymenoptera, Formicidae.
CGAUACGAAUGAGAGUUUGCAUUUAACUUCAUUUUGGUUAAAGCUAAACGGUGAGUUGAAACGCGUGGACAACGUUGUCAAUUGUGAAUUUUGUAAAACAAUAAUAUAUUUUAUAUAAAGGGUGCAUACAAUUGUAUGUACAAUUUAUAUUAUUUACACAUAUUUCAAAGAAUUAGACACCAACCAAAUAACAAAAAUGGCAGAUACAGCAAUGGACAACUCAGGCAGACUUGUGAAGAUGGAAGUGGACUACAGCAGCACUUGUGAUACCAAAAUUCCAGAAUGCAAGAAACUCGCUUCUGAAGGAAAGUUACACGAUGCUUUAGAUCAAUUACUGGCCUUAGAAAAACUCACCAGAACUGGUGCUGAUAUGACAUCAACAUCGAGACUUCUUGUAGCCAUAGUUGAAAUUUGUUUAGAAGCAAAAAAUUGGUCAGCACUUAAUGAACAUAUAAUCUUAUUAUCCAAAAGACGUUCUCAGCUUAAACAGGCUGUUACCAAGAUGGUUCAAGAAUGUUGUACUUAUGUAGACAAAACACCUAAUAAAGAGACUAUGGUAAAACUAAUAGAAACUCUUCGUUCAGUCACAGAAGGAAAGAUAUAUGUAGAAGUGGAAAGAGCCAGACUCACUCAUCGUUUAGCCAAAAUAAAAGAGGUAGAAGGAGACAUUGCAGGUGCUGCAACUGUAAUGUUAGAAUUACAGGUGGAGACAUAUGGUAGCAUGUCACGUCGGGAAAAAGUUUCUUUGAUCUUGGAACAAAUGAGACUCUGUCUGGCAAAACAAGAUUUUAUGAGAACGCAAAUUAUAGCAAAGAAAAUCAAUGUCAAAUUCUUCAGUGAUGAAAAUGAUGAUGAAACUCAGGCUUUAAAGUUAAAAUAUUAUGAUUUGAUGAUGGAAUUGGCUCGCCACGAAGGUUGGCAUUUAGAAUUGUGUCGCCAUAAUAGAGCAGUAUUAGAAACUCCAGCGAUUCGAGACGACUCCGAGAAGAGGCAUACCGCACUUUCUCGCGCAGUCCUGUAUCUUGUCCUUGCUCCACACGAACCUGAGCAGGCUGAUUUAACCCAUAGAUUACUCGCCGACAAACUUCUCGAUGAGAUUCCUACAUACAAGGAGUUAUUGCGGUUGUUUGUAAAUCCUGAGUUAAUAAAAUGGUCGGGAUUAUGUGAGAUUUAUGAAAAAGAUCUCAGAUCAACCGAAGUUUUUUCUGCUGGAACUGAAGAAGGGCGUAAACGAUGGACAGACCUUCGAAAUCGUGUCGUAGAACAUAAUAUAAGAAUUAUGGCCAAAUAUUAUACCAAGAUCACAUUAACUCGCAUGGCUGAGUUAUUAGACCUUCCUGCUGAAGAAACUGAAGCAUGUCUCUGCAACCUUGUGGAGACUGGUGUUAUUAGCGCACGUACAGAUCGUCCAGCUGGGGUGGUUCGUUUUACUGGCACACAAGAACCAGCUGCUCUUUUGGACACAUGGGCUGCAUCAUUGUCGAAAUUGAUGGGUCUCGUGAAUCAUACAACACAUUUAAUUCAUCAAGAAGAAAUGUUAGCUGUUGCACAAUCUUAAAAUUGAUAUGAAAAAAAAAUAUAUAUAUAUAUAUCAUGCAGAUAUAUAAUGCCAGUGUUUCUUACGUAAUUGAACUUUAUUCUUAUUCAAUAUUAGCUCUACCUGUUAUUUAUGCAGAUUUAUUAAAUCGAUUAAAUUCA